AUGCCUGAAAUCGAAAGGGAAGCAACAGUCAUAGGGGUGAGAAGAGAAGACGUGAAGGUGGAGGUGGAGGAUGACGUCACGCUGCAGAUAAGCGUGGAGAGAGUGGUUGAGAAGGAGGAGGAGAACGACAAGUGGCACAGGGCCGAGCGGCGCGCGGGGAGCUUCUCGAGGAGGUUCCGGCUGCCGGAGGAUGCUGACGUGGGAGGGAUAAGGUGUGGGCUGGAGCACGGGGUGCUUACGGUGGAGGUGCCCAAGAAGGACGUGCAGGAGCAGCCCAGGAAUGUUCGUUGCAUAGAUGUUGCUUGA
Striga hermonthica is the source of this 306-nucleotide messenger RNA. The record is from the annotation of a GenBank genome assembly. NCBI's taxonomy places the organism in Eukaryota, Viridiplantae, Streptophyta, Magnoliopsida, Lamiales, Orobanchaceae.